GCUUCCAGCCAUGCUGCUGCUGCUAUCUUGUUCCACCAGCCAUGACGACCACCCCCCACAAGACUGUGCUGCCUGAGGGCAUCCGCGUGGGCAACGUGAUGAGAAUUCGAGGCGUUGUCCCUGACCAGGCUGGCAGGUUCCAUGUAAACCUGCUGUGCAGUGAGGAGCAGGGGGCAGAUGCCGCCCUGCACUUUAACCCAAGGCUGGACACAUCCGAAGUAGUCUUCAACACCAAGGAGCAAGGCAAAUGGGGCCGGGAGGAGCGGGGCGCUGGCAUCCCCUUCCAGCGCGGGCAGCCAUUCGAAGUGCUUAUCAUUGUGACGGAGGACAGCUUCAAGACGGUGGUCGGGGACCAGGAGUACCUCCUCUUCCGCCAUCGGAUGCCGCCGGCACGCGUGCACCUGGUGGAGGUGGGCGGUGACGUGCAGCUGCAUUCGUUGAAGGUCUUCUGAGCUGGACCCCGGGCGUGGGGAGGAGGAAUGAGAUGGGGGGUGGGGCGUGGAUGGCAAAUAAAGUA
Molecule: messenger RNA, 517 nt
Organism: Nannospalax galili (Upper Galilee mountains blind mole rat)
Lineage: Eukaryota; Metazoa; Chordata; Mammalia; Rodentia; Spalacidae
Gene: Lgals7
Product: galectin 7
Exons: 4
Coding region: 42-452 (136 amino acids)
Molecular function (GO): carbohydrate binding
Source: RefSeq, a predicted model, not a curated record